UUUUCUGAGAGGACGAGGACGUAGAAGAAGAAAACAAGCACUAGCGUCCAGUUGGCUGUGCGCCAUAGCAGUUAGAAGAAGAAGAAGUUGACAUCAAUUCUUUUCCGGGAUAGGCUAGAUGUCAAGCGGCAUUACACCUGCACCGUUUUCAAGGAUGGCGGCACUACACAACGAGCCACCGAAGCGUUACGUAGGAAUUAUACCAAGGGUCUCAAUACAAGAAGGUGUGAUGCUUGGCGCCUUCGGCCUCCUGAUAACGACCUGCACUGCACUUAUUACGCUAGUUAUAGCUAAUCACUACCUCGGAACACCGGAUUCUUCCGAGGACUACAUUCGAGACCUGCAGGCCAUCAUGAGAACGGAAGUCAGCCCGUGUCAGGACUUCUACAAGUACGUCUGCGGACGAUGGGACGCCGUCCACCCUGGAGAUCAAGGUCCCCCACAGAUGGCAAAUAGAAAGAUUGACGUGGCAUUCGAACGUACCGCGCGCGGCAGGUCGCUUGUCAAGCAGAACACCAUAUACGACAAAAUUGAUGCGGGCAUGAGGCUGUGCCGUAAGAUGCUGAAGAACAAGCGGAACGACCGUGACUCGGUUGCCCGUUUCCUCGAAAGGUUCGACCUGAGAACGCCGUACCAAUCGGAUGAAGUCGAUGUGCCACAUCCUCUGACGGUCCUGGUGAAUCUGGCCCUCGGGUCCAGUCUCUUUAUUCUUUUUGGAAUUCAUCCUAUGUUAGACUUGCGUCGCCAGGAUGGAAGCACGAUCAUGGGGAUUACGGAACAAGAUAUGUUCCGUGAUAUUAUUAAGUCUUCCGACAACAUCUUGAACUACGCAUCGGCCAUUGGGGGUGACCCCUCGAAGAACAGUUACGCAAAGGACGUCCAAGCAGUCCACAGCCACAUAAAGAAAGCUCUAACGUUUGCUUCUGGAGGUAACGCGGAGUACGUAUCCCUCCAAAACCUCACUGUCCACACGCCUCAUAUACCGGUAGAUGUAUGGAUCGAGGCCUUCAACGCUAUCAUGGAAGCACCCUUGCAGAAUGAUUCCCAGAUCUUUUUACACACCCCGCUACCGCUCAAGGUGGUUGACCACAUGGUCGUCAAAUGCGGAAAGCACGCCAAGAUACUGAACUGGAUAACUUACAUGGUACAGGUCUAUUUCUCUGACGCCUCCUCCUCCCAGUUUUCCCGCAGCAUUGGUCUUGAGAAUAAUAUGUGUUUCCAAUACAUGGCGCACAUAGCACCGAUACCCGUCGUCGCGAAAUACCUGCAUGACGUGACCCCCGCCGGUGAAAUUGGAUACGUGAGACACGUGUACCAGAACAUGAGGGAAGUCUUCCCGCUGUUCUACACCUGGAUGAACAACUUGACUCGCUCCACCUCCAUGAGCAGGUUCGACAAAUUGGAACCGAUAUUCACCGAGUAUCUCCAGUCUCCCACUGAUCUGGAAAAAAUGUACCCGUAUAUCCCCGAAUUUGAAACUCCAUUCGUAGAAUCCCUUCUAGCAGCUCUCGAAGGCAAGGCUGCCUACGCUCUCCACGCGUACACGAGGAGCAAGCGGCGUGCACAAUGGAGUAACCACGCCAACCGCACCAGCUCGGCAGUGGACCUGGACUACGGCAGCUCCUACCACAGCAUAACUACGCAACUUCUACCGUUAAUGGUUGCGUUCAAGAAGAGUAGGUCACUGGCGGCCUGGUACGGACGCCUGGGACCCGUACUGGCGCACGACAUAGCACGGAGCUACAACAUGAGACACGUCGUAGAAGAACGCGACGACGACAUCACGGACGAAGAGGGCGAAUACAAGCGCAGAUCGUCGUGCAUACUGCAGCUGUACGACAAAGACGUUGUCAUGCUGCACAAAGACACGUAUAGCGAGGUCACGUUGAACGAGAACAUGGGAGACGUCGGGAGUUUGCAGGUGGCGUUGGAAGCCGCAAAACAGGACGAGAGGCGCCCUCUGGAAGGCGACUCGCGCAUGUCGGGAACAACGAAUAGGCAACUCUUUUUCAUCUCGUCCUGCUACAAGUUCUGUACGUUCGAGCGAAACGUGACCGUGAACACGUGGAGAGACGCGCACGCCAGGAACGACCACAGGUGCAACGUACCUGUGAGGGCCACGAGGGAUUUCUACGAGGCCUUCGGGUGUGCAGUGUCGGAAAGCGAACUUUGCGCUAUUGCUUGAUCUGUCUGUCUUCUAGUGAUCUCGAUUUCGUAGAAGGAAUACGAUGAUGGUUUCUGCAUAAAUAGACCAUGAACUCUGUAGAAUUUAGUAAAACCU
Molecule: messenger RNA, 2281 nt
Organism: Ornithodoros turicata
Lineage: Eukaryota; Metazoa; Arthropoda; Arachnida; Ixodida; Argasidae
Exons: 3
Coding region: 119-2185 (688 amino acids)
Biological process (GO): protein processing
Cellular component (GO): plasma membrane
Molecular function (GO): metalloendopeptidase activity
Source: RefSeq, a predicted model, not a curated record